Molecule: messenger RNA, 1368 nt
Organism: Echinops telfairi (small Madagascar hedgehog)
Lineage: Eukaryota; Metazoa; Chordata; Mammalia; Afrosoricida; Tenrecidae
Gene: HPRT1
Product: hypoxanthine phosphoribosyltransferase 1
Exons: 9
Coding region: 130-786 (218 amino acids)
Biological process (GO): purine ribonucleoside salvage; IMP salvage; hypoxanthine metabolic process
Molecular function (GO): hypoxanthine phosphoribosyltransferase activity; magnesium ion binding
Source: RefSeq, a predicted model, not a curated record
UAGCGCGCUCCCUGGGACUUCCCGCGCGCGCCACCUACUGCCUCCUGGGUCCAGCCUGCGUCUCCUCCUCCCCCCCUAGCCGCCUUCCUCUUCUGCCCGACCUCAGCCCGUGCUCCUGCCGCCUUCGCUAUGGCGACCCGCAGCCCCAGCGUCGUGAUUAGUGACAAUGAGCCGGGCUACGACCUAGAUUUAUUUUGUAUCCCUAAUCAUUACGUGGAAGAUUUGGAAAAGGUGUUUAUUCCGCAUGGACUAAUUAUGGACAGGACUGAACGGCUGGCUCGAGACGUGAUGAAGGAGAUGGGAGGCCAUCACAUCGUGGCCCUCUGCGUGCUCAAAGGGGGCUAUAAAUUCUUUGCUGACCUGCUGGAUUACAUCAAAGCACUGAACAGAAAUAGCGAUAGAUCCAUUCCUAUGACUGUAGAUUUUAUCAGACUGAAGAGCUACUGCAAUGACCAGUCAACUGGGGACAUAAAAGUAAUUGGUGGAGAUGACCUCUCAACUUUGACUGGAAAGAAUGUCCUGAUUGUUGAGGAUAUCAUUGACACUGGCAAAACCAUGCAAACCCUGCUCUCCCUGGUCAAGCAGCAUAACCCAAAGAUGGUCAAGGUGGCCAGCUUGCUGGUGAAACGGACUCCUCGAAGCGUUGGCUAUAGACCAGACUUUGUUGGCUUUGAAAUUCCAGACAAGUUUGUGGUGGGCUACGCCCUGGACUACAAUGAAUACUUCAGGGACUUGAAUCAUGUCUGCGUCAUCAGCGAAACUGGAAAAGCAAAAUACAAAGCAUAAACGGAGUUGAGCUGUACGCCCGAGCGCCGCCAGGUCGGGCGCGCCCCCUCCCCCAACCACCCCCAAUGCAAAAUGGUCACCGUUUCCAGUCCCAAGACCCCCUGCUUACUUAGUAGUGCUUCCCUGCAUGCCCCUUCUCCGAGCGCCCUCGGGCCUGACCCUUAGAAGACACUUUAUGGAGGUGAUCGUUUCUCUUUGGGGUUGGCUUAUUGUGUGACUUGGGAGAGUCUCCGAAACCAUGCCACUACGGGAAGAAAACAAAAUUGUCCCCGUCAGAUACAUUGAAGAGAGAUCUAUUCGUUUUUUUAAUUGGUAUUUUACUUUUUUAAUUAAAGAUAGCCCAGAAGUGAUUGAUUCAUGGUCCUCAGACUACUGGGUCGUUGGGGGAGGUUAGAGACAGCCAGUUUGCGUAUCGGUGACAGACCCUGAGCCGCUUGGUUGUGGCCAGGCUCCUUAGGGGCCCCGGUGACUUGUAGCAGUGUGUCAGCGGGAGUGACUGAGUUGUCCCACUUGUUCAGAUUGUUUCCGGUGAGCCUUUGUCAACAGUUGCUUUUAAAUAAAUAAAUACAUUGACGAAGAAAA